AUGCCGUCGAUCAAACUCGACCCCGCACAGUCGAAACUACAGCAGCAGCAGAUCCCGAUUUCUGCGACAAUGGCCACGUCCCGACAAGGCUCGCGGACGUUUGUGGACGUGCUGGACGUAGUCGGCCACGCUCUGCGGGUCCUGACGAGCCACGUGCGCUCCAAAGUCGCUGCUUCAGGCGUCGUCACGCCUUCCAUUCCCCGCUCCUUGUGCGUGGGAAUCCUCGUGCUGCUGCUCGUGCUCUCGAGUCUCGGUCGACUCGAGCUCUGGAUGGCAUGUGCCGGUCUCGUUAUGGUCGCACUGAGCGUCGUUAGCGCUAUUCACGAGUUAAAGCUCUCUAAAAUAGUGCCCUCGUCGUAUCAAGACUUGCUCGAGCACCACAAGAUGGAGCCAUGUAGCCAUUUGGUCCUGCUGCCGCAGCUCGCUCCUUCUGUCAAGAACCGCGUAGCUCUAAGGCCGCCAAGUAGUAAGGACGUUAUGGCUACCACGACGACGCUAAACAUUGCCACGUCAGCGUCGAGUUGUAGUCCGGCAACUGUUGUGCAGGAGGAGACAGAUCGACGAGACUGUCGUGGCCCUUUGAAGACCGUAGCCAUUCAUUCAAGCGCUGAACUGUCCUCUGCAGCUGUUGGAAGCUGCAACAGCACUCCGGACGGACAUAACAAGCUCGACGUGCUGCACUGCGGCACGGUCAUUGACAUCCAAGGGGCUCACGGCUUUAUUAUCCCACACGAUAUCGGCGUGGACGCUAAUGCUGUCGACAAGAGUCCGGUACAAAGCCGCUCCGUGUCAGGAUGUGACUUCCGACCGGGGAAGCAGCACAAGAUGCCGUUCGUGAUCCCGUUCAAGCUGAACGAAGAGCAGACAGCUGCACGUCAGGACAUUGCAGUAGGCAAGACAGUUGAGUUCGCGUACUCUCAAGUUGCAGCUGCUGCUACCAGCUCGCCAGCGCUUGUGUGCGCUCGCAACGUCACGCCAGUAUGCACCGACGACGGCAUUCGGAAGAGCCGCUCGGCACUUCAAUCUUGCAAGCAGGCGCGCGAGGUAUCGUUUGCGCGAGCGAUGGAAGAACUCACGAUGAUUUCGCUUCGCCACGUGCCAGUGAAGCACCACGUGGACCUAAUCAAGUACGCUGAGAAGCUUGAUGACCAGGGCGAGACUCGUUUGAGCCAGUGGAUUUAG
This is a messenger RNA of Peronospora matthiolae, 1182 nucleotides long. The record is from the annotation of a GenBank genome assembly. Lineage: Eukaryota; Oomycota; Peronosporomycetes; Peronosporales; Peronosporaceae.